This is a messenger RNA of Mercenaria mercenaria, 4469 nucleotides long. RefSeq lists its product as uncharacterized. Gene Ontology annotation, molecular function: transmembrane transporter activity. The coding region runs from base 490 to 1815 and encodes 441 amino acids. Lineage: Eukaryota; Metazoa; Mollusca; Bivalvia; Venerida; Veneridae. The record is from RefSeq and is a predicted model, not a curated record. Gene Ontology annotation, biological process: transmembrane transport. The transcript is spliced from 12 exons.
AAUUGAACAUACUGUCUUACUGAAAAUAUUGAAGAUCUGUCCGCAUGCUCAAAGUGUAAUUUACAUCCAUGCACUUUCACAACACAACACGCAACUGUCAAAUCUUCUUAUUAUAAAGAAUGAUUUUACACGAAAAAAUAGUCUCAUGGUCGGUUUUGAAAAAAAAUGCGGCCGGUUACUAACGUAUUGUCUAUGUACUAGUAUGUAGUAUGCAUAUGUUUAUAACUGAUGGGUGUAAACCAGCAUUUAUUGAUUUCAAUUUAAUUAAAAGUUAUUUCAAUCAAUUAUUAGUUCAUAUCAAAGCAGUUUGAAAGGCUAGUCCACGUGUAUUCGGCGGUACACAUGCGCUGAAUAAUGGCCGCAGACUUUUCACUAGUGCCGUAUGCUAAACGUAUUUUUCGUCUAAGCAUGUAUAAUUGAUUCUAUAUAUUUAUUCACUGUUGUAUUGUUCAUGAUAUUUCAUUAAAUUACGCUAGAAGAAUCUGUGUAAUGUGUCAGGGAAGUGACUGGAGGUGCAGUUUUAGUUACGGUAAUAUAAGUCCAUAUAUGAUCUCGUACCUGCGUAACAGAACCAGUGAGCAUACGUUGAGCAAUGUGGACAGUUUGUGGAUUAACAACGCCGCACAGGUCGUUACGCCAUUCGCAGUAACUAUUGGUGGAUUGAUUGACAGACGUCUGGGAGUUAGAAUCGCUACGGCAACCGGUUGUAUCAUUUUCUGUUCCGGAGUUGCACUCACAUAUUUUACUAUCAAGAAAUCUCUUGUAAUGGUAGCUUUGUCCUACGGAGCUCUAGCAAACUUCGGGUCUUUUAUUGCAUAUGGACCACCAGCACAGUGUGCUGUAAAGUGGUUUCCUAAAAGACCUGGUUUUGCUGCCGGGCUGAUAGUGUGCGGUUCUGGAGGCGGGGCUCUGAUUUUCAACCAGGUCGUUACAAUGUAUAUAAAUCCAGGUAACCUAUCUCCAGAUCUUGAAACAGCAGAUGGGGAAAAAUAUUUCACAGACAAGGAUGUAUUAGACAGAAUACCAAAAGUGUUUCUAUUGCUGGCAGGGAUCUAUGUUUGUCUACAAUGUAUUGGAAUUCUUCUUUUAACAACAAGACCUACAGACACGGAAUUGGCCCGGAGGUGCCAGUAUAACAGAGAGAAGAAUGAGCACGACGGAAAUGAGGAAGAUUCACCGCUGGUCGAUGUCACACACAAAGCUAUAGAGAAAGUGCAGAUGAAGACGGUUUUGUAUAAGAUGCUAACUGAUAAAAAUGCCUACAUCUGGUGGAUAAUUUUGUUUAAUUUGUAUGGAGGAAUGACUAUAGCAAAUGGCUUGUACAAGGUUUACGGUCAAACUUUCAUCGCUGACGAUCAUUUUAUUGCACUGAUUGGUUCACUUUCUGCUGUAUUCAACUGUGUAUUCCGACCAGUCUGGGGAAUGAUGAUGGACAAAUAUGGCUUCCAGGUAGCGGUAAAGCUUGCGUCCGCAUGCUUCGUAUGUCUUAGUUGUACCAUUAUGCACACAGAAACACUAGGCAAGGUGGCUUUUCUUCUUUGGAUUUGUGGGAUGUACGGUAGUUCCUGUUGUGUUAUGUCCAUUGGCCCAGCAACACUAGCAGAGUUAUUUGGUGUGGAGUAUAUGGCCAUCAAUAUGGGAUUCACGUUCAGCGCUGUGACAGCGGCUGCACUGACAGUAGGUUUUAUUGGGCUCGAUCUUCAGAAUAUUUUAGGCUGGCACGGACUAUUUCUACUGACUGGUUUCAUGGGUGCUACAGCAUUUUUCGUCACUUUCCUUUUUGAUGGACGAGAUGCGGAAGGCAACCUUAUAUGAACAAUUCAUUGGUCAAAGUGGCGGAAGAGUUUCAACGGCUCAAGAUAGACAUAGUUCUAACACAAACUAUUCAAGUAUCAAACAAUAUAUCAUGGACAUUUUUUAAAAGCAUCUCAAUUCUGAACCAGUGAUGCCAAAUAUCUAAGCUCUAGGCAAAGGUUUCAGACAACAAUUUUCUUUUAGUAUUUCCUGUAUACGUUUGUGUAAACGAAGUGAACCCCAUGGAUGGAGCAAACUGAUACGGAACAACUACACAGUGCUACAAGCCAAAUAUUUAAACUCCGUUCGUACGGUUUUAGAGGGCUAACCUGCAAUUGAACAAAACGUCAGGACAUGACGAAAUAAACCAUUGUAUGUUAAAAGAGACAGCAUAAAAAUCAAACAAUUCAAACACCUUUCAAUAUCUUAUUUAACAUGUCUACAAAAAUGUAUUUACCCAAAUUACUGGAAAAAAGGUAAAGUCAUGCUAUGUUCUUUUCCCUUGCGGGAAGAAAACGUCCUAUUCCUCUGUUUGAAAAUACUCAGAAUUUGUCGAACAUCAUAAACAUCUUGGCGUAAGGCUGUCCAAAGAUAUAUCUACUUGGCAUGAACACAUAUCUAAUAAAAUGUAAAUUCGGCAUAAAAAAUACUAGUAUCUAUGAGAACGUUGACAUUUACUUUGAAAUUACAAAACAAAUGGCCUUAAUGCUGGUACUUCACACUAAUGAUCUUUAUUCAUUUUUGGGUCGAAUAGCAUUUUCUUUUUUUUUUCGAAACACUCGUAAAUGUGUCAUUAUUAACAAAGACAAAAACCCACCUACCUCGAUUUUGUAUAUAUUGACGCGCAACACCAGCACCGGACGUCGCGCAACCCUUUUUAAGCGUAUUCACAGCGGGCAUUGGAUUGUGCGUUUACCACCCGUGCUUGGCCCACGUACCAUUUAAUUAUGUUGAUACUGCACGAGUUAACCCAUAACAGUACCCGCUGCUUCGAUGUGGAUGUUUUCUACUUCGUCUUUUUUUUCAUAACUCGCACAGUAUGAGAGAAGCAUAUUCUAGGACUGGUCUCAAAUGUGCUAUAAACGAAACUGGUUUCUCUUUCUGAUCGUAGAAAAUACAAAAAUUGAUUUUAGUUUACAAAGGAAAAACGUGAUAUCUAGCCAACAGAUUUACUCGAUUUCUUCCCAUUGAAGGGAAUGAUUUGAACCCAUAUAAUUUAAGAAACAAUGUCGAUUUUUUAAAUUUUAGCUAGGUGUAUUGAAAUUUGUUCUCGGUCCACUAUUUCCUCUGCAAUAAAAUUAUGGAAUGAGCUGAAUAUCGAAACUCGCCAGCUGCCAAUUCUUUCGGCUUUCAAAAAUAAACUUAAAGAUAUUUUAAGCCUUUACAAUUCCCUUCUUUUUAAUUAAUAGGGCGUAAAAAAGUUUGUUUCCGGUAUCCCGACCUAACCUAAAUUUUGGACCCGACCCUCAAUGUUUUUAUGGCCUUGGAGAAUAUUUUUUUCAACUUUUUAACAAAAAAAAACAAAACAAAAAAAAAAAAAAAUCCGACCCACCUAGCCUGUUUUUUAGGCCUAGGUGACAAACGCUGACGCUACACGCCCGAACAUGAAACAAAUGUAGUAACCUUUUGUAAUCCAAAUGGAUAAAAUUGCGGAUCCGAAACGGAAGAUGCAGAAUACGAAAUCUUUAGAUGUACAUGUUUUUUUUACACCGAAGAGAAAAGCUUCUUGCGAAAACAAGAUUAUUCCAUCCAUCAAAAACACAAUACUUCAUAAUGUUACCCCUAUGUCCUGUUGUCAUUGUUAUCUUAAUUUCUGAGUCUUGUGAUUUCCGUGUAGACAUUCUGGGAUGUGGAGAGCGUAGCAGUUUCUUUUUCUCUUUAACAAAAGUAUCAUUAUCAUGAUUAUAUAAUUCGAGAUCAUGUUAUUAUUAUCAUCCUUCUUUUUAAUUUUAUUAGUAUCAUUGAAAUACAUUGUGAUAUUUUUAAGGAAUUUUAAAACUAAUGCAUUCGAUCAUUUUUCAUUUGCUAUUAGUGCUACGCAUUUAGGAAGAACUAAAUUCUUAUUGUAAUAACUUAUAUUCACUAGUUGUUUAUAUCAUUUAGAUUAUCUUAGAAAGUAAAUAUCAACUAACACAUGUUUGGAAAGGUCUUUGAAUGUUGAAAGGUUUGAAAGUAGAACUAAUCAUAUAGCUUAUGACCCGUCUAGAAAACAAUAUAAGCCACUAAAGAGAGUAACUUGUUUAUUGAAGAAAUAAUUUUUAAAUAGGUAUAUAUCACUUGAAUGUUAUAUCAAUAGGUAAAAUUUCGUAAUAGCCAGUAAAAUGGUGUCAAACAUUAUGUAAAUUUUGAAUAUGUCUGUUUGUAUUUAUAGCCGUUACUGGAACCAUGCACAAUUAUAUUAGUGGGCAGAUACAGCAGGUCCUCCAGUUGCAGAACAUUCCAUGAUUCUUUAGUAUGUAAGGUGAAAUGCAUUCAUACACGAGACUCUUAUCACAAUAUUAGUAAAUCUAGGAUCGAACUCAUCAUCCCUGGUUUUGUAGUCAGAUAUUGUUACCACUGGACCGCUGUAUACGCUCUUACAUUUGAAUAUAUUGUUGUGCUACCAUUUUAUACUCGGUGAACAUAUUUGACUCACCUGGAUAUAAUGUGGUUUCUAUUAAAAUCAAAGGAAUCAA